Messenger RNA from Oreochromis aureus, 2379 nucleotides. RefSeq names its product interferon-induced protein with tetratricopeptide repeats 5-like. The coding region runs from base 193 to 1641 and encodes 482 amino acids. Gene Ontology annotation, molecular function: protein binding. Gene Ontology annotation, biological process: defense response to virus. Gene Ontology annotation, cellular component: cytosol. NCBI's taxonomy places the organism in Eukaryota, Metazoa, Chordata, Actinopteri, Cichliformes, Cichlidae. The record is from RefSeq and is a predicted model, not a curated record. The transcript has 10 exons.
UUCUGCAUCUCAGCUGAGAGUCACCAAAGAUCACUGAUCAGCCAUUGAUCUGUAAAUAAUAGAUCUAAGUUCAGGGUUUCUUACUGAUCGACCAUUCAGUGAUCGAUCAGUCGGCGCAUGAUCGCUUCUUCGUCUUAAUCUUCAUCUUCAUCGGUGUGUACACUGAGGAAGAGAAGGACUGUUUCCUGCAACAUGACUGAAGGCAGCAGCGCUCUGCUCAGCAGGCUGCAGCAGCUGCAGUGUCACUUCACCUGGGAUCUGAAGAAGGACGUGGACCUGAAGAACCUGAGCACCCGACUACAGGACCACAUAAAACUGCAGCUCGGCCAGCGCGGGGCAGUGGCUCGAUCAUACAGCUUCUUGGCUUAUGUCAGGUAUCUUCAGGAUCAACAAGAGGAAGCGCUGUCACUUUUAAACCAAUCAGAGGAGACCAUCAGGGAGAGUUACGGUGAUGAGAGUGAGAGGCGGCUCAUUGUGACGUAUGGAGACAUGGCCUGGCUGAAAUAUCAUGUUGGAAACUUUGCACAGUCACAAAGCUACUGUCAGAGAGUCGAGGACAUACUGGUGAAGUAUCCCACUGGUUCAUCAGGAAGUCUCCUUCCAGAGGUGUACGGAGAACAAGCCUGGACCUACCUCAAGUUGUCAAAAUCUUACUACUUAAAAGCCGUUGACAGUUUUCGUAAAGCACUUGAGAUACAGACUGAUGACACUGAGUGGAAUGCCGGCUACGCCAUCGCCCUCUUUCGCACAGAAGAGUGGGUUUUAGAAAACUUAGAGGAAAAUGAGGAGCCUCCAUCCAUCAAACAGCUUCACUCUGCCCUGGAGCUCAACCCCGAUGAUGCGGUUCUGCAGUCGAUGCUGGCUGUGAAGCUUGGAGCCUAUAAGAAAUACGAAGAGGCUGAGGGUCUGCUGAAGAAAGCACUGAAAACUGAUCCUGAUAACCCUCAUGUCAGCCGCUACGUAGGAAAAUACUUACGUAAUCAUCAUCAACUGGAAGAGUCUAUUGAUAUGUUGGAGCGAGCGUUGAAGAGGACCACCCAGUCAUCUUUCAUCCACCACCAGCUGGCGCUGUGCUACAAGAGGAAGAAGAUUGCUGAGCAGAGCCGCAAGCCCUUCAGCAGCCAAAGAGAGGUGCGGUACUGGAGGCGUUGUUGUAUUCGUGAAUUUGAAAUGGCUGUUAAGAUAAAGCCGACCUUUCAUCUUGCGUGGGCUGACCUGGCACUGCUGUAUGCAGAGGAAAGGAAUUUCAGAAGGGCAGAGGAGAUUUUCCAGCAGUGCUUGUUGAAGUUACCAGAGUGUGAUGAAAGCCUUUCUCAGGCUAUCCAUCAGCGCUAUGGUGACUUUCAUUACCAUCACAAAAGAAAUGAAGCUCAAGCCAUCGUUCACUACACCAAGGGUCUCCUGAUACCGCUGAAGAAAUAUGAGAAGAAGCUGUGUGCUAAGAAACUGAAGCAGAUCGCUGAGAGACAUCUGUCAAGGAAUCCAGGUGAUGGCGAGGCUCUCGCUCUGCUGGGUCAGGUGGCCAGAGCUGAGGGCAACAGGAAGGAAGCUGCUGAGUUUUAUGAGGAAGCUCUGAACUGUGACAAGGACAAUGAAGAGUACCUGUCUGCUCUGUGUGAGCUGCGCCUGGAGCUGCAGUGAUCAUCCUCUGAUUAAUCAUGAUCACUGCAGCACUGUUACAUCAUACUUCAGCCCGCUGAAUGUGGACUUGAUCCAUGUGCUUUCAGAACUGAACAACUCUAACAAAUACACCCUUUCAUUCAUACCCUUCUGUUAGGUAUUAAAUUAUAAACAAGGAAGCAUCACAGGGACACUUUUAUCGGAUGUUUCAUGCAUGUGCGGUGCUGAGCGGAGCUCUGUCAGCAAAACCUGAAAAAACUGAGUUUAAAAAUGGUGUUUAGUGAAUUCUUGACCACUUAAGUCGCGCCCAUGCUGAAGACUCAGUUUAUGUUCAGGUCUCUGCUCAGAUACACUUUUUAUAUAAUAAUUCAAACCAUUUCUGAAAAAAAAUGAAGCUAACCGGGUUCAAAUUCAAGUAAGCAGACAAAAUGGAUUUAUUACUUUUAUUUGUAGAUCAACACGUAAAUUCUCAGAUUAGUUUUCAGGUUGACAGAAAUGCUGUUUGAUCAUAUUUUCUGUGUUUUUGACGUGUGAGUUUUGUUUUUUAUAUGCUUGUAAUGGCCUUACAGGUCAGUGCUAGCAUCACAAGCAGCUGUGGGAUGUGAUGUCAUCAUACAAAUUUAGAUUUCAGUCUCUUCUCUCCUCUAUUUUGUCUUUCUCUCCCUCUCUUUCUUUCAUUCAUUCUUUCUCCUUGUCCUAUCCCCCAAUCAUGUCUGUCCCAUCUGUAACAACUGAAAAUCAAAUCAAAUAAAUACAUAA